ACGAAAAGCUGGAGGGAGAAGAAAGCUGAAGAAAGACACGGUCACUUGAAACCCGACUUGAAACCGUAUGAAGGCUAUUGAGGCUUUUGCACUUUUUGCAGGGGCAUUGCCAACGAAUCGACCCCACCAUCUCAGUUUCACCCAGAGUUUCACCUCCGGGUUUCUGUGGACCUUGCAAUCAGAUUCGCAAACGUUCCAGCCGCCAACACAUCAUCAGUACAGUACGAAACCAUCAUCAGUACAGUAUGUAUGUAGGUGUUUCAAAGCCCCAAUUACAGUCCCACCCCGGUCCAUCCGCUCGCCCCUCUCAUCCAGUCCGCCUUCAAAUGACAGCCGGAAAACACUCCUAACCCCAUCCAGAUUCCCCCGUCGAAAUCCCAAACAUGAUUCGGUCCUCCAUAACCUCAGCGUUAUUCCUAACAACCCUGGGUGUCUUGAACCUCUGGGACCCAACCAUCUACAUUUCAAUGUACGAUAUCUACCUGGAAAGAGGAAAUAUCGCCGGCAAAUCCGAAAUCCGCGCCGCACUCGGCGGCCUCCUUAUCGGUCUCGGGUUCGCACUGUACAAGGCGCAGACGUGGGAUCGGGUUCGCGACGGGGUGGUGUAUACUGUGAUGUGUGUCGCGCUCGGGUCGGUGAUGGGAAGGCUUUUGAAUGUGGUGGUUGAGGGGGAGGUCGGCGGCUGGGUGAAUGUUUUGGCGACGGUGUUUGAAGUUUACACUGCCCGGGGGUUGUAUCUGGAGUUUAUACGGACAGGGUGAAAACAGGAAUAACCUCAAGCACCAAUCCCCCAAUCGUUCGUAGACUAUUCCUCAAAGGUUUUCACAUCCCAUCGGUCGAAAACGACUUCUGUCACCCUUCACAUCAGAUGGGCCUGACGAAACGCUCGAUCAGCAUUGAACUCCACCUGUAACUCUGAUUGAUAUCAGAUUAAGGGUGAUGGAUGCGGACUUCGAAAGUCAAUAGUAGCAGAAGCAUGAGCAGUUUGGCACGGUCAAUCUUAAGAGAAUAACAAUCGAUCUCAUCUCGUUC
Fimicolochytrium jonesii is the source of this 1032-nucleotide messenger RNA. RefSeq lists its product as uncharacterized. The transcript has a single exon. The record is from RefSeq and is a predicted model, not a curated record. The coding region runs from base 68 to 667 and encodes 199 amino acids. Lineage: Eukaryota; Fungi; Chytridiomycota; Chytridiomycetes; Spizellomycetales; Powellomycetaceae.